AUGCAGGGCGCGCAGGCAGGUCUGUUGCUUGUGCUGCUCGCGGCGGCCGUGGCGACAGCGCGAGGGUCCCCGCCAGCCAACGCAGAGGCAGGCGCGGCGCCUCGCGACAGCACCUACCGCCUGCCGGGUGACGUGGUGCCUGCGCAUUACGCCGUCCACAUCGCCCCGCGCAGGCCGGGCAGCAGCGCCACGGAUCAGCUCUACUUCGACGGAACCGUGGACAUCACGGCGCACGUCGUCAGAGACAUCUCCACCAUUGUCAUGCACGCCUCCAAUAACAUAGUGCGUAAAGGAAUUCUUAUGGACCUAACUUAUGCGAAGAAUACAGAAAAGGAAUUCCUUACUAUCUAUCUAUUCGAUACUCUAAAAGAGAAGGAAGAAAUCAACAUACAAAUAACAUACACUGGAAAAUUUCCAGAGAGAAUGGAAGGUUUUUACAAAAGUACCUAUAAUUAUAUCAACAACGUAGGAGAAGCAAAUACACGCGUUCUCUUCGCAACUCAGUUUGAACCAACUUAUGCCCGGAAAGCCUUUCCUGCCUUCGACGAACCGAGAUACAAGGCCACAUUUCAACUAUCAAUUGAUCCUCCUCCUGGAUUCAGUGCUCUCAGCAACACACCGGUAUAUGAUCGAAAAAUUAGAAAUGAGAAUGGAAGAAAAAUCGACACGAUCAUUUUCCAAGAAACGCCGAGGAUGUCGGUGUAUCUCUUGGCGUUCCUCGUGUACGAGGAGGACACCUACGCUCACACUGCAACAUCCGAAACCGACGUCCCUAUAACGUCGUGGGCACCGAAAGGAGACAUCGACGCCGGGCAGGCGCAGUUCAGUCAAAGCGAGACACCGAAGAUCCUGAGCGUGAUGGAGGAGUACACAGGCAUUCCCUUCGCCCAGGGAAACAUAGAGAAGAUCGACGAAGUGGCAAUCCCCGACUUCACCGCAGGCGCGAUGGAGAACUGGGGGCUGAUCACCUACCGCGAGGACACUUUGCUGGUUGACCCCGACCAGGGUACCGCGCACGACCGCCAGUACGUCUCCGAGGUCAUCUCGCACGAAAUCGCGCAUCAGUGGUUCGGAAACCUGGUCACCCCCAAACUGUGGGACUACGCGUGGUUGAGCGAGGGGUUCGCUCGAUAUUUUCAAUACUGGAUUCCCGGUCAG
Gryllus bimaculatus (two-spotted cricket) is the source of this 1158-nucleotide messenger RNA. The record is from the annotation of a GenBank genome assembly. NCBI's taxonomy places the organism in Eukaryota, Metazoa, Arthropoda, Insecta, Orthoptera, Gryllidae.